AUGGGUGGACAUGUGUCUCAUAUUGGACAGUUGUAUUUUAAUGAAACUCUGACAGAUCAAAUUAGUCAACUAGCGCCCUACAACACGAGAAGAGGAGAAAGACUGAGAUUAACAAAUGAUUUUAUAUAUACAAGACUAAAUGGAUCAGCAGCUAUGGUCAAUGUUCAACUGAAAAAUGAAGCGAAUAAUUUAAGUGGAGGUAUUAUUGGGCAUGUAACACUUGGAGUUAAUUCAAAACAAACAGUUCAACCAGAAAUGAAUUUUGGUAUGCGACCACCGCGUCCUGGACAACGACCACCGCCACGACCAACUCGUCCUUAG
Messenger RNA from Didymodactylos carnosus, 321 nucleotides. Lineage: Eukaryota; Metazoa; Rotifera; Eurotatoria; Philodinida; Philodinidae. The record is from the annotation of a GenBank genome assembly.